This is a messenger RNA of Cydia amplana, 1013 nucleotides long. Its product is annotated as protein roadkill-like. Gene Ontology annotation, biological process: proteasome-mediated ubiquitin-dependent protein catabolic process; regulation of proteolysis. The record is from RefSeq and is a predicted model, not a curated record. NCBI's taxonomy places the organism in Eukaryota, Metazoa, Arthropoda, Insecta, Lepidoptera, Tortricidae. Gene Ontology annotation, molecular function: ubiquitin protein ligase binding. The transcript is spliced from 2 exons. Gene Ontology annotation, cellular component: cytoplasm. The coding region runs from base 105 to 1013 and encodes 302 amino acids.
UGGAACACAAUAUUUUUAAAGUAAACAUUUUGAACAAUUCAUUUGAAGUAAUUAAUUAGUCUGUAAAGAGAAAAUUGUGCUAGCUAAGUACUUGAAAUCUCAAAAUGGAUCCCUGUAGUAUUAAACUGCUUAUAACAGAGCAUCUGGGUGGAACAGCUUUUGACUGUCAUUUCUAUAUUGAUAAACUUCACGAUUCAGAAUGUAUGUGUGAACAAGUAUUUGAUGUCCAUGGGUUGGUUCUGAUGAAAUUUUUUACAAAAAAAAAGGAAACUUACUAUAAACAGUUAUUUUUGUCUGUCAUGAAACAUGAAUCAACCAUGACGGUAACCAUUGAAAUGACAUUAAAGUGUGCAGAUCCACGUUUUAAACACACCCUAACUUGUUCUGAAACAUGGUCUCAGGAUUUAUAUUUAUUUCAAAGAAGAUAUGAUAACAUAAAAUUAACAUUUAAUGUUAACAUUAACAUCCUGGUCAGAAAAUGCAAGUCAGUAUUAGACCUUAUAUAUUUAGAUGAAGAUUUCACAGACUUCCAAUUGAGCACAGCGAAAGGAAGUGUCCCCUUGCAUAGAGCAAUCCUUGCUGCACACAGUGAUGUAUUCAGGAGAAUGCUCUCUGGGGAAUGGAAGGAGACAAAUGCUGGAUGCAUUGAGAUAGAAGGAGUCACACUUGAGACCCUCCAAAACCUAAAGCGAUACAUGUACUUGGGCACUAUGCCCGAAGAUGGGUUGUGCCCCCUCCUACUCAUUGCUACAUGCUAUUUCAUUGAUGACCUUAAAGCAGAAUGUAUUAUUAAGCUAGCUCAUUCAUUCACUUCAGAAAACCUGUAUGACCUCUUGGAAUUUUCCUAUGUUAACAAUAUGCCAGAGUUGACAUUUGCCAUUCUUAGGACUGUACGAGCACAGCCAAGGGAUGUGAUUGAAGUUGCUAAUCAAAAAAUUAUGAAAUCCGAAAAGAGUGAGGAUAUGAAUGGAAAAAACGAGGCAAUUUGUGUAGAGCCAAAGAAAGAAGAAUGA